Hemibagrus wyckioides is the source of this 761-nucleotide messenger RNA. It is a transcript of the gene npm2b, whose product is annotated as nucleophosmin/nucleoplasmin, 2b. The coding region runs from base 52 to 606 and encodes 184 amino acids. The transcript has 9 exons. NCBI's taxonomy places the organism in Eukaryota, Metazoa, Chordata, Actinopteri, Siluriformes, Bagridae. Gene Ontology annotation, biological process: chromatin remodeling; positive regulation of DNA replication. Gene Ontology annotation, cellular component: cytoplasm; nucleoplasm; nucleolus. The record is from RefSeq and is a predicted model, not a curated record. Gene Ontology annotation, molecular function: chromatin binding; RNA binding; histone binding.
UUUUGUCUUCUGAUAGUCUGUAAGGUCAGUCAGAUUAAGAUCUGUCAGAAGAUGAACAAAUCUGAAAAACCUCUGUCAACACUAUGGGGCUGUGAACUAAAUGAGUCAAAUAAGCAAGAGUCUUUCAAGACGGAUGACACAAAUCAUCAGCACCAACUAGCAUUAAGAACAAUGUGCUUGGGACACACUGCAAAAGAUGAGUUUAACAUUAUUGAAUUGGUUACUGGGGAGGGUGAUGAUGCCAAAGGUGUGCCAAUUGCAACUCUACAUGCCAAGUCAAUGCCUACGGUCAACCUGUCUGGCUUAGACUUGCAUCCUCCUGUGACCUUUCGGCUGAAGCAUGGCUCAGGCCCGGUGUUUGUUGGUGCAGAACAUGUAGCCUUGGAAGACUACUCAGAUGAAGAAAUGGAAGAUGAAGAGGAGGAGGUGGAGGAAGAAGAGGAAGAUAUUGAGGAGUCACCUGUGAAGAAAGUUACAAAAAAUGGUGCUGGCAAAAGAAAGAAACCAGAAAAGGGGGAAGAUGAAGGUGAAACAUCAGAAGGUGAAAACAAUCCCCCUAAAAAGGGAAAAGGAAGGGGUAGAAAGCCACUGGCUGCAAAGGUUUGACCAAGCAAGAGUGAACGAUUAAACAAUACCACCUGAACAACUUGAUUCAAAGCAAAGUAGUCUAGCACUGUUCAAUUCUACUGCAGUUGUAUAAAUGCCUUUUGGAGUACAGAUUUUGAAAUGCUAAUCAUGCUUGUCUUGCAUUGCAACUAUAU